Panthera uncia (snow leopard) is the source of this 1960-nucleotide messenger RNA. It is a transcript of the gene SP5, whose product is annotated as Sp5 transcription factor. The record is from RefSeq and is a predicted model, not a curated record. The coding region runs from base 174 to 1370 and encodes 398 amino acids. Lineage: Eukaryota; Metazoa; Chordata; Mammalia; Carnivora; Felidae. Gene Ontology annotation, molecular function: DNA-binding transcription factor activity, RNA polymerase II-specific; RNA polymerase II cis-regulatory region sequence-specific DNA binding. Gene Ontology annotation, biological process: regulation of transcription by RNA polymerase II. The transcript has 2 exons.
CAGACCGCGCGCGGGGCGAGCGAGCGGGGCGCGGCGAGAGGCGCAGGCGGGAGGGCCCCGGAGCACAGAGAGGGCGCCGGGGAGGGACGCUGGGCGGCCGUUCGUCCUCGCCUUCGGGUCUCCAUGCCUCGGCAGCGCCCUGCUCCGCAGCCAACGGCCCGAAAGCUGUAGCUAUGGCCGCCGUGGCCGUCCUCCGGAACGACUCGCUGCAGGCCUUCCUCCAGGACCGCACCCCCAGCGCCUCCCCGGACCUGGGAAAGCACUCGCCCCUGGCGCUGCUAGCCGCCACCUGUAGCCGUAUAGGCCAGCCGGGAGCCGCUGCGCCCCCGGACUUCCUGCAGGUGCCCUACGACCCCGCGCUGGGCUCGCCCUCCAGGCUCUUUCACCCGUGGACCGCCGACAUGCCCGCGCACUCACCGGGCGCGCUGCCGCCCCCGCACCCCAGCCUGGGCCUGACGCCGCAGAAGACGCACCUGCAGCCGUCCUUUGGGGCGGCCCACGAGCUGCCGCUCACACCCCCCGCCGACCCCUCGUACCCCUACGAGUUCUCACCCGUCAAGAUGCUGCCCUCGAGCAUGGCGGCGCUGCCCGCCAGCUGCGCGCCUGCCUAUGUGCCCUACCCUACACAGGCGGCGCUGCCGCCCGGCUACUCCAACCUGCUGCCCCCGCCGCCCCCACCACCGCCACCCACGUGCCGCCAGCUGUCUCCCAACCCAGCCCCCGACGACCUCCCGUGGUGGAGUAUCCCGCAGGCGGGCACCGGUCCGGGGACCUCCGGGGUUCCGGGGGGCGGCCUCUCCGGCGCCUGCGCCGGGGGCCCGCACGCACCUCGCUUCCCCGCCUCAGCGGCCGCCGCCGCCGCCGCCGCCGCCGCCGCCCUGCAGCGGGGCCUGGUGUUGGGCCCGUCGGACUUUGCGCAGUACCAGAGCCAGAUCGCUGCGCUGCUGCAGACCAAGGCCCCCCUGGCGGCCACGGCCAGGAGGUGCCGCCGCUGCCGCUGCCCCAACUGCCAGGCGGCUGGCGGCGCCCCCGAGGCAGAGCCGGGCAAGAAGAAGCAGCACGUAUGCCACGUGCCGGGCUGCGGCAAGGUGUACGGCAAGACGUCGCACCUCAAGGCGCACCUGCGCUGGCACACGGGCGAGCGGCCCUUCGUGUGCAACUGGCUCUUUUGCGGCAAGAGCUUCACGCGCUCGGAUGAGCUGCAGCGGCACCUGCGGACUCACACCGGCGAGAAGCGCUUCGCCUGUCCAGAGUGCGGGAAGCGCUUCAUGCGCAGCGACCACCUCGCCAAGCACGUCAAGACGCACCAGAAUAAGAAGCUCAAAGUUGCCGAGGCCGGGGUCAAGCGGGAAGACCCGCGGGACCUGUGAGCCUACCGCGGGGCGACCCGAGGCCUCUCCCGCCUGGGACUCCCUUCCCAGCCCCUCUUUGGGGAGGUUCUGGAGCUCUGUGGGCAGCUGGCGGAGGGAAGACCCAACAGGCUCUUGCGUCUUCCUUCUGCCCUCCUCCCAAAGCAACGCCGGGCUCCCAGCUUCCCUGGCCCGGCCUUCGGACAGGGACCCUGUGCCCCGGAGGAACAGGGGAAGUAGGGUGAGGAGCACUGCGUCACGCCAGGGCGGUUUCAAGCUCUUAACCAUUCCCACCGUCUAGGAGAUCUACAGUUUUGGGGGACCACACUGGGCUGACCUUGUAUAUAGGAAACACUGUUGAGUUAAAGCAGAAGGACCUUGGGAGAUUUGAAAUUGUGCUUUUUUUUUUUUUUUUUUUUUUUGCUAGGACCCGUCCGGGCUUUGUACAGGUUAUUUAAUAGCUUUGUUAAAGAAUAAUUAUAAUAAUUAUAACGUUAAUAAAAAUGUUACUUUUGUCCUCAGCUCCAUGCAGAGCUACAGCAUGAAAUGUCUCUGUAAAGCAAUCCGCAGUUGCAGCGUGAAAAUAAAUACGUUAACUCUGGGGUCACCUC